UCAGAUGAUGAGUAUAAUUAUGAAACAAUCAAUAAUCUACUAAAACUACGAACAAAGGAACAGAAGUGUCAAAAACAUAUAGCAGCAUUCAAUGAUAGCGCACAAAAAAAUAAUGAAUCAAUUAAUGUUGAUAGUACUGAAGGUAUUGAAGAACAAAACCAAAUGAUGCAUAAACACAUUCAAGAGGAGAAAGAUUGA
This is a messenger RNA of Racocetra persica, 198 nucleotides long. The record is from the annotation of a GenBank genome assembly. Lineage: Eukaryota; Fungi; Glomeromycota; Glomeromycetes; Diversisporales; Gigasporaceae.